CCGCCUCCUCCGUCCGCUGCGCCUCCGGCUCCGGGUCCCGCCUGGAGCCGCUGCCGUCGGGGGUCGAUCCCUGCAAGGACCCCCCGGGAAUUCUGAGCCCCCAGCGGGGGGGGGACACGGACACGGAUUCCGGAGAUCCCGGAUCCUACGGGGGCAGCUCCGGAUCCUACGGAGGCUCCGGAUCCUCCGGGGGUAGACCGGGAUCCUCUGGAGGAGGAUCGGGAUCCUACGGGGGCAACUCUGGAUCCUCUGGAAGCUCCGGGUCCUACGGAGGCAACUCUGGAUCCUAUGGAGGCUCCGGAUCCUCCGGGGGUAGACCGGGAUCCUCUGGAGGAGGAUCGGGAUCCUAUGGGGGAUCAGGAUCCUACGGGGGCAACUCUGGAUCCUAUGGGGGAGGAUCAGGAUUCUCUGGAAGCUCCGGGUCCUAUGGAGGCAACUCUGGAUCCUACGGAGGCUCCGGAUCCUCUGGGGGCAGACCGGGAUCCUCUGGAGGUGGAUCAGGAUCCUAUGGAGGAUCGGGAUCAUAUGGAGGCAACUCAGGAUCCUACGGAGGAGGAUCUGGAUCCUACGGAGGCAACUCGGGAUCCUAUGGGGGGGGAUCAGGAUCCUCCGGCGAUUCGGGAUCCUACGGACUCGGGUCCUACGGGGGCGGAUCGGGAUCAGGGAGACCCGGAGUGGGGAGACCGGGAUCAGGGAGACCUGGAUCAGGGAGACCCGGAUCCCAGGGGGGAAUUGGAUCCGGAUCGGGCAGACCUGGAUCCCAGGGGGGAAUUGGAUCAGGAUCAGGCAGACCUGGAUCAGGGAGACCUGGAUCCCAGGGGGGAAUUGGAUCGGGCAGACCUGGAUCAGGAUCAGGAUCCGGAUCAGGCAGCGGAUCCCAAGCUGGAGGCGGAUCUGGAUCCUACGGGGGCCUGGAUUCCUACGGGGACGACUCGGGAUCCUACGGAGACAACUCGGGAUCCUACGGACUGCCCGAGUCCUACGGGGGCGGAUCGGGAUCCUACGGGGGUGGAUCAGGAUCCUAUGGAGG
Messenger RNA from Corapipo altera (White-ruffed manakin), 1030 nucleotides. Its product is annotated as keratin, type I cytoskeletal 9-like. The annotation marks the transcript as partial. Lineage: Eukaryota; Metazoa; Chordata; Aves; Passeriformes; Pipridae. The transcript has 2 exons. The record is from RefSeq and is a predicted model, not a curated record.